AGCAAAAUAUAUAGGAUCAGGACUGGCAACAAUAGGUUUAGCUGGAGCAGGAGUAGGAAUCGGGUUAGUCUUUUCAGGACUAAUUACGGCUACAGCCAGAAACCCAGCUUUAAGACCUCAAUUAUUUAGUUACGCUAUCUUAGGUUUUGCCUUAUCAGAAGCGACAGGAUUAUUUGCUCUUAUGAUGGCUUUUUUAUUAUUAUACUCAUAA
This is a messenger RNA of Mixia osmundae IAM 14324, 211 nucleotides long. RefSeq lists its product as uncharacterized. The record is from RefSeq and is a predicted model, not a curated record. The transcript has a single exon. Gene Ontology annotation, molecular function: proton transmembrane transporter activity. Gene Ontology annotation, biological process: proton transmembrane transport; proton motive force-driven ATP synthesis. The annotation marks the transcript as partial. NCBI's taxonomy places the organism in Eukaryota, Fungi, Basidiomycota, Mixiomycetes, Mixiales, Mixiaceae.